AUGUCGUCUUCCACUCGAACUAGCGAAAGACGACCAUCAUCCUCGAGGGGCAACCGCCUCAGCAAUCUCUUUGCCAACUCCAAGAGCAAGGACCAGAACUUGCCUCAGCAAACUCUGCUUGCCAUGCAGCAGCAACAGUCCCAGGGCGGCGCCGGCACGGUGCAGGUGCCUACCAUCUCCGUCACCGCGGCACAGGGCGACGACUACGCAGCGGGUCAGCCGGAGCCUCUUGUUUCCUCCGACCCCGACGAGCGCCAGGCUAAGCUUGACGCCCAGUUCGGCCCUCUGAACCAUCCUAGCCACCUAUACGUGAGCAAGCAUCACGGCGAACCCCUAGAGCCUCCCAUCAUCGACGAGCCGGCCUAUUACUACGUCCUCACCACCUAUAUCAGUUACCUGCUGCUUAUUGCCUUUGGACACGCCCGCGACUUCUUUGGUAAGCGCUUUGGCGACCCCAAGAUGUACAGAGCUCUCAAGGCUCAAAACGGGUACGCUCCCCUCAACGAAGACUUUGAUAAUUUCUACGUCCGCCGUCUGAAGAGGCGCAUCGACGAUUCUUUUGCCCGUCCCACAACCGGUGUCCCUGGACGCUUUAUUACCCUCAUGGACCGCACCUCCAAGGAUUUCAACAUCACCUAUAAGUUGACUGGUACCUUUACCGAAACCCUCAACAUGAGCUCGUACAACUAUCUCGGCUUUGCUCAGUCGGAAGGCCCCUGUGCCGAUGCCGUCGAGGAAUGCGUGCGAACGUACGGCCUGAGUGUUUGCAGCCCCCGCGCCGACGCCGGUACGAGCGACCUUGCUGUCGAGGUCGAGAACGAGAUUGCCAACUUUGUCGGAAAGCCCGCCGCCAUGGUAUUCUCCAUGGGCUUUGUCACCAACUCGACGUCCUUCCCUGCUCUCGUGUCCAAGGGCUGCCUCAUCAUCUCUGACGAGCUCAACCACGCGUCGAUCCGCAUCGGUGCCCGUAUUUCCGGUGCUGUUAUCAGGUCGUUCAAGCACAAUGACAUGAAGCAUCUCGAAAAGGUUCUCCGCGAAGCCAUCUCCCAAGGCCAGCCCCGCACGCAUCGUCCUUGGAAGAAGAUUCUCGUUGCCGUGGAGGGAUUGUACUCGAUGGAGGGAACUAUGUGCGACCUCCCCGGACUUUUGGAGCUCAAGAAGAAGUACAAGUACUACCUCUUCAUCGACGAGGCGCACAGCGUCGGCGCUCUUGGACCCCGUGGUCGCGGCGUGUGUGAUUACUUCGGAAUAGAUCCUGCCGAGGUCGAUAUUCUCAUGGGUACCCUGACCAAGUCCUUUGGCGCCAACGGCGGGUAUAUCGCCGGCGAGAAGGACAUCAUUGAGAAGCUCCGUUGCUCCAACGCUGCCAGCCGGCUCGCAGAGUCCCCCACUCCUGCCGUUCUUAUGCAGAUUCUGGCAUCGCUCAAACUGAUUACGGGCGAGCUUUGCCCUGGCCAAGGCGAGGAGCGACUCCAGCGCAUCGCGUUCAAUUCCCGUUACCUCCGACUCGGUCUCAAGCGACUCGGCUUCAUAGUGUACGGCCACGAUGACUCGCCCAUCAUCCCCAUCGUUCUCUACCACCCCGGAAAAAUGUCGGCCUUUAGCCACGAAAUGCUAGCGCGGAAGAUUUCGGUAGUCGUCGUGGGCUACCCUGCGACGCCUUUGAUAAGCUCGCGGGCCCGAUUCUGCGUCUCCGCGGCACACAACAAGGAAGACAUGGACCGACUUCUCGCGGCGUGUGACGAGGUUGGCGACAUUAUCCAGCUCAAGUACUCGACCGGCGCUGCCGGAGGAGCCGACCACCUCCCUGCCGGCAUCACUCAUGAGAACGAGAAGGAGUGGCGUAAGGCCAACGGCGACGCGAAGCUUCCCCUGCGAUAG
Parascedosporium putredinis is the source of this 1881-nucleotide messenger RNA. The record is from the annotation of a GenBank genome assembly. Lineage: Eukaryota; Fungi; Ascomycota; Sordariomycetes; Microascales; Microascaceae.